AUGAAAAAUGUAAAUCUGGUAGUUGGGUUGAAAUUCCGAAAUGCUGCACAGUUUAGGGUGGCUUUGAGGGACUGGUGCAUACGGCACUGGGUAGAUAUUGAGUUUUUAAGAAAUGAAGCUGCAAGAGUGACUGCAAAAUGUAAAGUGGAGGGUUGUGAAUGUAGGAUCCAUACCUCACCAAUACAAGGUGGAUCUAUAUUCCAAAUUAAAACAAUAAAGGGCAAGCAUACAUUUGUAAAAACAUAUGAAAAUAGGCUUGCCAAUGCAUCUUAUCUUGCAAAAAGAAUUGAAAAUGCAAUAAGAGAUAAUCCAACAAUUCCUGUUCAACAACUCAAAAAUAGAAUUCUCUCAAUAUGCAAUGUGGAUGUGAGUAGAUUUAUGGUGAUGAGAGCCAAAAAAGAAGCUUUAGAGAGAAUUAGGGGGGAUGAUAGAAAGCAAUACAAACUGUUGUGGGAUUAUUGUGAAACUGUCAGAAAUUGUAAUCCAGGGUCUAAGCGCAUACUUAAAAAACCAGAAAAUUCUGAUCCCCUAAUUUUUGAUAGAAUGUAUUUCAGUCUCCAUGCUUUAAAGAAGAGGUUUAUGGAAGGGUGUAGGCCAAUCAUAGGCCUUGAUGGCUGUUUCUUAAAAACUGUUUAUGGGGGUCAAUUGCUUGUGGCUAUGGGAAGGGAUGAAAAUAAUAAUAUGUUCCCAAUUACGAUGGUUGUAACACAAGUAGAAAAUAAGGACACUUGGGAUUGGUUUGUGAGUGAGCUUUUGGAUGAAAUAGGGGGUAUGGGCACCACAAAAUACUCUUUUAUUUCUGAUACACAUAAAGGUCUGUUGAGGCCUUAA
Molecule: messenger RNA, 831 nt
Organism: Sesamum indicum (sesame)
Lineage: Eukaryota; Viridiplantae; Streptophyta; Magnoliopsida; Lamiales; Pedaliaceae
Source: RefSeq, a predicted model, not a curated record